This is a messenger RNA of Hydra vulgaris (swiftwater hydra), 1842 nucleotides long. Its product is annotated as transcription initiation protein SPT3 homolog. Gene Ontology annotation, biological process: transcription by RNA polymerase II. NCBI's taxonomy places the organism in Eukaryota, Metazoa, Cnidaria, Hydrozoa, Anthoathecata, Hydridae. The record is from RefSeq and is a predicted model, not a curated record. Gene Ontology annotation, molecular function: protein heterodimerization activity; transcription coactivator activity.
UAAAUUUUGCUUUUCAUUGAUUUUUGUAGAGGUAUUAAAUUAAAACUUAUGACAAAGCCGGUGGCUGGGAAAUCUAUUGCAGGUAAAUCAAUUCCUAAAGUGAAGCCAACUAAAUGCGAUAAAAAAAAUAAAAAUGUUGCUAAGAAAUCAAUUGAUUCAAAAGGAAAAAAUCUUACUGACAGUGAUGGAAUGGCCUCACCACCAAUUAAAAGUACUUCAAGCUGUAAAUUAUGGUCUUUUCAUCAAGAAAUUGCUGGAAUGAUGUAUGCAUUUGGUGACUGCCGUAAACCAUCACAUGAAUCGGUUUCUCUAGUUGAAGAUAUAGUACAUCAGCAGAUGACUAGUGUGCUGGUGCAAGCAGCAGAAGUGACUAACACAAGAGGAGGAAAGUUUACUAGUAUUGAUGAUAUCUUAUUUAUUUUGAAGAAUAAUAAGUGUAAACUUCAGAGAGUUAUUCGAUAUCUUAGAUUAAAGGACCUAAAGAGCAAGACUAUUAAAUCAGCUUCACCAGAUGAAGAAGAUAUUUUUGAGACAAUAGCUGGUGAUAAUAUAAAAGGUGACUCAGGAAAAAGAUUGAAAAUGGCUUUUGAUUUCUUAAGUUCUAUAGAUGAUAAUGGUGAUUUGAUAUCUUUAUUUGAUGAAGAAGAUAUUUUUGAUGAAAUAAAACAAGCCAGGCAAAAGCGUGCUGACAGAAUGUCAAAAUGUCUUGACACACAAGCUUAUAUGGAUUUUUCUGAAGCAAGACAAAUGAGUUUUGCAAAAAAAAUUGGGAAAUUUAAAGAUUGGUUAGGAAUUGGAUCUGGAACUGAUACCAAAACUAGUACAGCUGUUGUUGAAAUUUUGAGCUACCUUGCCUAUGAAACUGUGAAUGAGAUUGUUGAUUUAGCUUUGCUUGCAAAAGAAGACUGUGAAAGAAUGAACUUAAUUUCUAAAGUUCUUCCUGUUUCCAUUAACCCUCUUUCUGAACAUGCUUUGUAUUCCACAGCUAAACAUCCUUGCAUACCUAAAGGCGCUUUACCAACUCCCACACAAUCACCUCCAGAGACGCCAACAAGUUCUAUAUCCAGCAAUGAAGGUUUGGUUAACUUAACUUCUCCUAUACAAGGUGGUCUUGCAUCAUCAUUAGGAACAGCAUCUCUUGCAUCAUCUCUUUCUAGUUUAGCUAAAACUCCAAAAUCAAAAAAAAAGAAAGUGAAGAAUUUUUCAAAUUCAAACACUGAAUUAAAUAGCCAAAGAAUACAACCCCUUCAUAUUAGAGAAGCUGUAAGAAGAUACACCGUGUCAAAAUAUCCUAUAACACCUUUUUAUGGUUUCUCUCGCUCUACAUUAUCUCACAAGACAUUGUGCCUUUAAACAACAAUACAAGUUCUAAUACAAUGAGAUUAAGCAAAAACUGGCAAUCUUUAACAAACAAAGUGAAUCCCACGGACGAUAUCUUAUAUGUGUGGGCCCCGUAAACGUCCGAAUGUGUAGCUAUUCCUUUAGUUCGUGCAACAAAGCCAGAAAGCAAGGUGAUGCAAAAUCAACAGAGCUGUUUUUUGUUGAUAAACUUGAAAAAAGACAAACUAGGUCUGCAUUUUGUUACAGCUGUUUAAUGGAUUUUUUCAACAAACUUUGACCUUUUUACCUAAUCGGUUUUUGGACGCUUUUUGUUUUUUUAUUCCAUUUUUUAGUGUUGGUCGUAUUCAUUAAUUUGUAUCCAACAUGUUAAUUUUAAUAUUUUAAAAUGGUAUUAUAGUAAUAUAUUGAAGAAUGUACUCUAAAUGUUAAUCUAAGCCUACCUGCGUCAAAAAAUUUAUAUUUUUGUUAAUUUUUUUUUUAAUAACAUUGUUGAUAUCAGUU